Liolophura sinensis is the source of this 1988-nucleotide messenger RNA. RefSeq names its product toxin CSTX-20-like. The record is from RefSeq and is a predicted model, not a curated record. Lineage: Eukaryota; Metazoa; Mollusca; Polyplacophora; Chitonida; Chitonidae. The coding region runs from base 80 to 460 and encodes 126 amino acids. The transcript has 2 exons.
GCUUAAAAGAAGGAUAAAGGCCUUGAACACCUAUCACAGGAAAACUAUUUACCGCCACUUUCUGAUCAGAGAACCAAACAUGAGAUUUCUACUGUUUUUCUUCGCAGUGCUGGCGUAUGCCAAGGCCCAGACCACCACUGAGCAACCAAACUGCUCAGGUCCCUCGGACUGCGGGGAAGCAGAAUGCUGCGUCCAUUCGGACUUCAUCGGGAAGCGGUUCAUCUUUAACGACCUUUUCGGUGGACACAAGGGCGAGUGCCAGCUUAUGAGGACAUUGGGUCAGUCCUGCCACAUUUCCGACCUCCACGACGUCUUCAACAGGGACAUGUUUGAGUUUAGCUGCCCAUGCCAAGCAGGUCUGGAGUGUCGAGGGGAAACCAUAGAAGAGAAUGGCGGGUCAGUCAUCCACCAUAACCCGAAGUGCCAGUUGCCCGCUGGCAAAACCACUCCAGCGUCAUAGAUAGCUAUAAUAUGUAAGAGAAUGCAGAUUGUGGUAAAGUGUUCAUUGCAGAGCAAACACAUCUGAAAGUAAACGCCCUUAUGUUGUUGUACACGGCAUUGAAGCAAAAUAUUUUUGUCAGUUCUAAUUUGAUUUAAUUUAAGUUCACAAACAUAAAAUAUACUACGAAAUAAGUGUAUCAGUUGAACAAAAGUUUUAUUUUGUUACAAUUCAAACGGAAAAGCACUAAGUCUAACAUCGUAACUGUAAUGUUUUCUCUGAUUGAUUAAAAUCAAUUUAUCGAGGCUGCUGAUUCGCACAACACCCUAUUCAGAAUUCGUUUAUGAUUACGUUUAAAUGUACGCUUCCGGUGACAGACUAUUCACAAACACUUAUGUAUAUAAUUUCUGUAUAUGUAUACCCUUGGCAGUUUUGAGAGUAAAAUCUCAAUUCACGAUAAUGGAAGAAUUGGCGGCUGGACAUACUGAUAUAUAACAUCAAUGGUAAGAGAUUGAUCUAUCUGCAAAGAAAAAGACCACAAUAGUCAGAUCUAUACUUCCUCCAUCUUGUCCUCAAACUUACUGAUGUGUAUAAUACUGGACAUCUUCCGUAAACAUGAACGACCUUCACUAUAAAUACCCGCAUACAUUACAAGCUGCAUUCAUUACAUAUAUGAUAUCAAAUGACAUAUACAGGCCAAACACUAAGGAAAAUUGCCUUUAAAAAAGGGAAGAGUUUUAGCACAAAGUAUAACUCGCUCUUGGAGAUUCCGCGCAAGUGUUCACAUUUUGAGGAAUGAAAUACAAUUCCCCCUCACUGUCCAUUCCCUUACAGUAAGAUAAAUGACACAAAUAAGAAUAGAAGUAAAAUUUCCAAAAGCUUGAGUUCGUCGAAAAAAUCUCAACACAUCUACUAAAAAUAUAGAAUAAAAGACAAUAUCUUGAAGAAUACCGAUGACAGAUUAUAUUAAAAUUACACGUUACAAAAUAGACAUGAUACAAAUGGGUUGAGCAUAUCGGUUAUAAAAUGAAUUAAUGAUUAAGUUUGGAAAAUAUCAUGCUUAGUUUCAAUGCGUGGGAUAAAUAGCACUCCGACAAUGCGGACAAUUGACCAAAUGUAGUAUUCAUCAGUAUUAUCGUUUGGAGACUCGUUAGAAUGGAAUGUAUAAAAAAAAUUGAUCGGAAAUGACCAGUUUACACGAGGGCCUUCUCGUAUGGGCGAAAUUGAUAAUCACCGGAAAAAUGAGAUGGACCCAGUGAUUGGGAAAACCGCUGUAAUUCUUGGCCCACCAUUGGACGUUUAUGGUCAGUUGUCAAAUUGGCGGACAUUUUUGUGCCACUAGCUUCUGUUCUAACAUUUGCUACAUAUACUGGUACUGUGUUUUAUUCCUGUGGAAGUGCAGUUUACAUAUUUUAAACACAUUUUCAUUUUAUCGAAGUGUGAAUUCACAAAACGUUGACUUGUUAAAAAUCUAAAGUCGUAAUUUAGCUGGUCAUGUGACGAUAACAUUACCAAGGGGACAUUCCUGACGACAUUUGGCAUCCGCAUU